Messenger RNA from Acaulospora colombiana, 1227 nucleotides. NCBI's taxonomy places the organism in Eukaryota, Fungi, Glomeromycota, Glomeromycetes, Diversisporales, Acaulosporaceae. The record is from the annotation of a GenBank genome assembly.
AUGGAUUUUGUGGAGGCCGUCAAACAUGCUUCGGGCCAUAGAGAUAGAAUCUUGGAUGCACUUAGCAAGUUUAAUAGAGCGCUGGUAAAACUUUACCAGAAUGAGGAUAAAAUAAUUUCAGAAAAUUACGACUUCCUUGAUUGUAAAGAGCUAGUGAAAGAACAACUUUUUUUGACUCGGUUAUUAAAGAGCGAGGAUGAAUUUGUUGUUUACGCGACUCAAAAGCUAUUAACUCAAUGGCUUUUGAUUACUUCCAAUAAAGAGAUCGUUUUAGAUCAAUUCGAUGUAUCUGAAAUUCAGAAACGCUUGCUCUCAAAUCUGUAUGAUAUAUAUUCUACGUCUGCGAAAGAUAAACAAAGAACUUGCAUGCGCACUUUGGAAGCGGUUCUGGAAAUAUUUCAUCGAGUUCUGAAAGAUUUUCGCCAACGGCUUUCUUUACGUGAUGAUGACUAUGGACAGAAUUUGAGACAACAUGCUGGAAUUCAAUUACUAAGUUUGCUGGAUGAUCAAUUCACUAUCGAGAAGAUUUUCCUUCAGAUGAAUUCUGAUUUUUACUAUGGAAUUCCGGUUUCAAGUCUCGUAAUAUUUAAUGAUAUAAAAAAAUUGGAUAGGAUUAUUGAUACCGAAAGAGAUUAUGAUCUUGCAGAUUCAGUAAAGAGUCUCUCGGAAAAAAUUGAUUCCAACAUAUCGCAUGUGAUCGCUCUAUUGAACCACAAGUAUCAACCAAUAAAUAGAAAAGUUUUGAAUAUUUUACAUCUGGUUACGGAAUCGGGAAAGAAUGUUGGAGUGAUAAUCGCGAGUCUCGCCGGCGUCCUUGAAUACACGCAACGAAUAAUGACCAGCCCGGACAGAGAUCACCUUAAGAAUUUGCUAGAACCUGCUGUUGACUAUACCGAAUUUAUAUUUCAUGAAUAUUACCUUGAUAGUUGUGGAUUAGAGUUUAGCUUGAGUCUAGAAAUAAUCAAAAAGCUAAUGAACAUCUAUCUCUCGUCAUUUAUUUCGCUGGCCGACAUACUGAUAAAAAAUGAGAUGGCGUGUGACCACAUAUCCACCGAUAAUUAUUGUUACGUGAUAUCAGAGAUAAUAAGUUUAUGCAAAGUAUCUCUCCCGUCCACCGACUUCGUGGAUUACGCGUUCAAUUGGUAUAUCAAUAGUGACGAUGAUCUAGUGAAUUUUAUGAACAACAUCGUAAAACUGAUGGUGCGAUCCAAGAAACUUGGCGGCUAG